Molecule: messenger RNA, 10565 nt
Organism: Cinara cedri
Lineage: Eukaryota; Metazoa; Arthropoda; Insecta; Hemiptera; Aphididae
Source: the annotation of a GenBank genome assembly
AUGAAAUAUAUCUUGGUUACUGGUGGUGUUAUGAGCGGCGUGGGUAAAGGCAUUAUUGCUUCGUCUAUUGGUACGCUAUUGAAGUCUUGCGGUGUCCAUGUAACUUCCAUCAAAAUCGAUCCAUAUCUAAACAUUGAUGCCGGGACCUUUUCACCAUACGAACAUGGUAAGAUUCAGAAAUAUUGUUGUAUUAAAAUCAUAAAACAUUCUGAAUAUAUAUGCUAGAUUGAUUUGACUAUCUAGGGGAAGUCUAUGUGUUGGAUGAUGGUGGUGAAGUUGAUUUAGAUUUGGGAAAUUAUGAACGGUUUCUUGAUGUAACAUUGCAUAGUCAAAACAACAUUACAACUGGAAAAAUUUAUCAAGAAGUUAUCAGUCGUGAAAGGAAAGGCGAUUACUUAGGCAAAACUGUUCAAGGUACAGCAUUUAAUACUUGGUGUAAUCCAGUAUUUUUCUUUAAAUGUUAGAAAUUAUGUAAUACUUGUAUUUAUAAAAAAAAAAUUAUUAAUAUUCUUACCUAUGCUAGAGAUUUUUAAUGAUAAAUACAUAUAUAAGUAUACCUAUGUAGCUAAAUUAGUUAAUUAGUAGCUAAAUAGUUUUCUAAAUAUUUGUUUAAUAUUGGGUAACCUUCUACCUAGUGAUUUGACUAUAGGAGCUGGUAAAAAUUCCAGGAAGCUACUUAAAUUUUCAUUAGACAUAAUAUACAGACAAAAUUUGCCUUGUCUUUUUUUUUAUUAAAUAAAAAAUAAACAGAAUUCAAAAAAUGGACUAUGGUUCCUAAACAAAAAUCUAAAAGUUAGAUAUUGAUUUAUGCUUUUUGUCAUAACUAAUGUGAUUUGAUAUUUUGUUAUUUAAUGGUAAUUGAAACUGAUUAUAAUUUUAUUUAUUUAACUAAAUUUAUAUUAUGUUAAAAAUAGUUUUAUAAGUAUUAUAUUUCAUUUAAAAAUAAUGGAUUCAAUUUUUGUUGUAAUUAACAUAAAAAUGCAAAAUUGAAUAAACAUUUUUAAUACAAUCACGUUAAAAAUGUGUAGGCCAUGGUUUAAAAAAAAAAUACAAAACAUAAUAUAUUUUAAUAAAUUAAUUAUUAUUUAUCUAUUCAUAUUAUUUAUGUGGUUUGGGAUGAUUGUAUUUAUUACAAAGUAAUAUUAAUAAAAUAGCUAUGUUUGUUUUUUUAAGUGUACACUUAUAUAAAAAAUAAUGUGAAUACCUUUCAAUAUACUUUAUAGUAUACUCUCAACCUAUGAAAAAAGUGUACAUAUUUUGUUUAAAAGAAUAAAACUAUGAACUCAAAACAAUUAUAUACAUGAUAACAUAGAACUAUUAAUUAACAUUCCAUUUGUAUUAUAAUCACUCAUAAUGUAUAAAGUUAAAUAUGUCAUUUAUAUUUACCAACCAAUUAUUAUUUAAAAUUUUACUAGUGAGAUUAAUAAUAUUUAAUAAAAUGAUUACAAAAAUAUUAAUCAGUUUAAAAAUUAUUAAUUGAUUAGUCAAACUUGCAUUUUCCAUAUCUGUUUAUAUAAUGGGAAAUUUAGCAAAAUAUAAUAUUUUCGUAUUUCUUAUAGUUUUCAUGCUUCAUUUUUUAUAUGGAUUUAAUUAUAGUGUCAGAAAUAAACUUGAGAAAUACUACUAAAUGUUUAUAGUUAACAUUUUUGAAAUUUUAGAUUCUGAGUGGAAACAACUUCUACCAUAAAUUUUGCACAGAUUUUUUUUUAAAAGAAAAUCUGACUGGAGUAAUAUUUCAAGGUAAUUUUUGAUUUUUCCCAGGAAUUUUCAUAACAAAUGGGAAAAUCUGGAUUAAAUGUAGAUAAAACAGAGAAAAUGUAGGAAAUGUAUUAUUUCAAAUCACAAAUUUUACGGCUUUUGUAAAUCAAAAUGUAUGUAACCAAACUUCUCAGAAUUGUUUUUCAUUAGCAAAUAUUAAUUGUUGCGUAUAAAUAAACAUUAAAUUUAAAUUUCCCCUUUAUCUUCUCAACUUCUCACCUACAAAAGUGACCCACCCUUCGUGUGACGUACGUUUGUUUGUUUUUAAAAUUAAUUUUAUUUGGAUUUAAACACUUGUCUUUUGUCAGAAAAAUCUCAUAAAAUCAGUAAAUUAUGAUUUCAAAAACUGCUCUUCAGUUUAGGAUUAGUUGUUGUCACCAUUUGUUGUAAAAAAAAAAAAAAAAAAAAAUACCCGAUUUAUGUAUAAAAUAAAUAUAAUAUAUAUUCCAUUUUAAAAUGGCACACAAUUUUAAUAAUCGUUGCCUAUUCGUGUAUAGUUUAAAUUUAUAGUCUCAAAUUGUAACUGCGAUAAACACACUUUAAUAACAUAUUAGUAAUAAUAGGCAUAAUAACUGGAAUUUCAUAGCAUAAAGUUGAUUAUAUGUAUAUUUUUCUAAUCGAUUGCCUGUACUUAUAUAAAUUUUUUUUUUUAAUAACCAAUACCUAAAUGGAAAAAAUUGUAAUAUUAUUUUAUUUUCGUAAGGAAAAUAUUUUGUUGCAUUAGUUUAUAUUGUUAUUUUUAUAUAUAACCGUAGUAUUUACUCUAAUUGUUCAGUUGAAAAAGACUUGAGUACUAUAGGAAAUAAGAAAAAAAAAAACAAAUGUUUGCUAUAUUGCCCAUUAGGUAGAGAGAGUCGAUAAAUACAUGUUUGACUUCCUCUUCAUAGUUGCACUAAAACCCAUUAUAAUAAUUCAUUUUCUAUUUUAGUUAUACCUCACAUCACAGACGCUAUACAGGAAUGGGUUGAGCGUGUUGCCAAACAACCAGUGAGCGCUGAUGGAGUAGAACCUGAUGUAAGGUUAUUUAAAAUAUUUGAUAUCUCACAGUCCCAUCAUGUUUUCCUCAAUGCUAAUAUUUUUGUUAAUAUUAAACAUUUUUCAAUAAGAGUUUGAGUCAUAGAACAAAUUAAAUUUAUAUUUUCAAUUCUGAACCAUUAGAAAAAAAAUAUGUUUUAUUUUUUAAUUUUCAAAAUGGUUAAAAUAACUACUAAGUAAAUCUAAAAACUUAAAUCUAACAUACAUAUACAUAUCUGAUGAAUAAUUUCAUUGUAAUAACCUUUUUAAUUGUUAGAAAAGGGGUAUGAAAAUGAUAUAUUCAAUAAGUUACUACUAUGUUAAAAUUACAAUAAUCAACUAUUGAAAUACUAAUGGCAACCUAUGUUUAAAAUUCCUUAUUAGAUGAAAUAUUAGUUAAAAUAAAUUUUGGUGUUGACAUCUUUGAUUUCUGCCAACUUGUUGACGAGAUAUUUUACUUUUUAGUUUAGUCAUAGGGAUAGUAGUAGAGCACUAUUUAAAUAUUGUUCUACCAUGUAAGAUAUCUAAUAUUCCAUUACUCUCCCCUCAUCUAAACUAAAAAGUAGAAUAUCUUAUCAACAAGUUGAUUGAAAUCAAAAAUGUCAACACAAAAAUGUAUUUUAACUAAUACUCCAACUAUCCAAGAAACUACUUGGCUAAGCGCCCAAAAGAGCAAUUUUGGAUUACACUAUUCAAUAUAAAUGUUUGAUUAUACAUUAUUCUCUAUUUUGUAUGUUAUAAGAAAGAAAUGCUAUAACAUUAAAUUCUGAUCACCCUGUCUCUGUUUAGAAAUUGUUUUCAUUACCUUGUGAAAUACUUUUCCUAAUAGUUGAAAUACAUAAAAAAAAAACAAUACAAAUUGUAUAACUCUGUUUUUCACAUUUGUCCUUAAGUAAAACAAUUUUAUUGAUUAUUAUUAUUAUUUAAUCCAAAUGUUUAAAAAACAUUACCUUCUUUGAAGUAAUUAACAGACUCUAACAAUGUAUUAUAGUAGUGGUGCAGGGUAAAAAGUUCAAACGUUUUAAAGACACAUCCUUGAUAACAGUUGAAUUUAUUUAUACAAAUUUUAACCCAUUAAGGGCUGUUCUUACAAUGUUUGAAUAAGUGCCGGUUACGUCAAUCUAUUUUUAUAACCUUUGAUUAACGAUUAUAUAAUUAACCGAUAGUAAUUCCCAAAACAACCGCGCAUGACUAUUUUAUUGUUCUAUGCAUGCACAAUUCUUGAUUUAUUAUUGUUAUUGUUAUUGUUAUCUAUACAUUCAGAUAAUUUGUUAUAACUAAUAUAAAUGUUAAAAUGUAAUAUUUUCUUGUCUAUUUACAAAACAAUCUCUGUAUUAUAAUCAUAUUGAUAAUUGGCAUAUUCUUCGUUACUUAUUCAACGUCCUAACUAUUAGCGUCUUUACUAUUUAAAAUAUGUCAACAAAUAAUAAGAGACCAUGUAGCUGUAAUUUUUCUACAACAGAAGAGACUAUGUUGGUCUAGUUGGCUACAAAAUUAACUGUUGUCUAUUAAUAAUUCAAGGUAGUUCUUGCGUUCUUGAAAAAUGAUCUGUUUCCUAAUUGCAGUAUUCAAUUCUGACAUUUCAUUUUCGUAGUCUGAACUGAAGAAUCUCUUUUAUUCAAACCGCAGUUAUAUAUUGCUAUUUUCAUAAUUCUAACAAAAAAGUAAAAAUAAAACAAAAAUGAUACAUAUACAGAUAAACUUAUAAAACAAAAAAUUAUUAGUAUAGAAUAAAUUACUAGUAGUAACAAUAAUCAUAAAAAGUAUUGAUAAGUACCUAUUGGUAACAUAAUCCAAGGGAUUUUAGCUUAACCGGGGGAUAACCAGCAGAAUUCUGCUUUUUAAUAUUCUCACUGUAAAACCUCUGUUAACUAGAGACUUUUUCCUUAAUCAACGUAUAUAAGAACCAACUGACAGUUAAAUUUCAGUAUAACUGCCUGUUAGCGCUAACCAACACUUAACCGGACAUUGUAAGAAUGGGCCUUAGUCUAUAGAGGUAUUUAAAAUAUAGUAUUUCGAGUAAAACUUUGAUAUUUUUGAGCAUCUAAAUGGUUUAUGUGGAGUUGGUAGUUGAAACCACCAAAAAAGCUAAUACUUAAUAAAUACACCAAACACAUGAUAAAUUUCAUCUCUAAUGUUUUAUUUGAGAGGUUUAUAAAGGUGUACAAAGGUAUAUUAAAAUUUUAGUCUCAUUAAAAAUUAUCAAAAAUAUCAACUAAAGAUAUAUAUAUAAGUAUAAGGCAUCAAAAAUAAAAUGCAAUAGUCUGAUAGGUGGAAGUUGUAUAUUAUUUUUUUCAUAUGAAAAAAACUUGUUUGCACAUUUAUCUAGGUUCAAACAUAUAGCUGUAUUUCUAAUUUUUGAAAAUGAUAGAGGAAGUUUAAUGAAACAAAAUGAAGACAAUUGUUUGUUUAAAUGAGUUUUUAAAAAUAUCUUAUGACUAAAUCUAUAACUUUCAGUUAAAUUCAAUAGGAACAUUGUUUACAUAAAAUAAAUACUGUUCAAUUAUUUUUAUAGAAUGUUUAAAAUAUUUAAUUUAAUUUUUGGUGCAGACAGUAUGAAGUAGGCACAUGGGUCACUAUAUUAAAGUUAUAACCACAUAAACUCCACUAUUAUAUUUAAUAAAUACUUAAUAAAUAGAAUACAUAUUAUUUAAUGAUAUUUAUUAGGUUUGUGUUGUUGAACUUGGAGGUACUAUUGGUGAUAUAGAAAGUAUGCCAUUCGUUGAAGCUUUUAGACAGUUCCAGUUUAAAGUUAAAAAAGAAAAUUUCAUAUGUGCCCAUGUUUCAUUUAUUCUCCAGGUAUAUUAAUUAUAUAUUAUAAUCGUAAUCUGUUACUCUUGUAAUUUUUUAAUUUUCAUUAUUACGUAUCAUCUACAGCCUGGUGCAACUGGAGAUGAUAAAACAAAACCAACACAAGCCAGUGUACGUGAACUUAGAGGUUUAGGUUUAACACCGGAUCUUGUUAUUUGCAGAAGUACAAAACCAUGUACUAAUGUGGAACAAGUGAAAAAUAAAAUAUCAACUUUCUGUGAUGUAGCUUUAAGACAAGUAUGAGAAACUAAAUUUAUUUAAAUAUUUUUAUUUCUAAAUAAGAACUUUAAUUUUAGGUUUUAUUCAUGCAUGAUUUGGAUUCAAUUUACCAAGUACCUUUAUUUAUGGAAAAACAAGGUGCUUUAGAAUUUUUGCAAGACCGGUUAAAUUUUCCCAUAAAUGUGGCUUAUAAUCGGAUUUUCAUGAAGCAGUGGAAAAAACUGUCUGACAAGUAUAUUUAAUUAUUUUUUUCCUUUUUUCUUAGUUACUGAGCAAAGCAAGGAAUGUGUUAAUUUGCACAAUAUUAUGCAUACUUUUAUGUAUACAUAUUAUGUGUAUAUUAUUAAAUAUAUAUAUAUAUAUAUAUACUGUGUAUAUAAACAUCAUUUUCACCAGAGAUCUUACUCUAGUUAUCAACUUCAGGGUUGGUUUAUAAUAGCAAUUGUCUAAAUUGGAGCAUAAGAAAGUUCAUUUUUAAAUUUCCUUGUAAUUUUUAAAUAGUGGAAAAAUAUGGGAGUAUUUGUAAAAUAAUAAUUUCGGUUUUUAUUUUAUUUUUAUUUUUAAUUUAGUUAAAAAUAAUCAUAGUUAAAAACCUGAAACUCUCACUGUAUACUUAUAUAAGUUCUUUUUAAAUACUGUACAAUUUUUAAGUUGAUUAUAGCUGUAAAUGUAUGAAGUUAGAAUUUUGUUGUAUUUUAGGGGCGUUAAUGUAAUAUUUUUAUGAUAUAUUAAAAGCAAAAAAAAAAAAAUGUAUACUACUGAUGAGUAGGGUUUGGAUUUUGUAGCAAAAUAAAUCCUUUAAAAAAAAUGUAGCCCAAAAAGCAAAAAUAAAAACUAUUUAUUAAAUUUAAUUCUAUAAAAACAAAUUUAAAUUACACUUUAAAUUUAAUUUUUUUUUCCAGCUUCAUGUUUUUUCAAUGCUUCUUUAUGUUUUUCUCUACCAAUAUGUUAUUGAGCGUUAUAUUUUUUAUGUAAAUUUAUUUUGACAUCACACAAUUUACAAAAUAUAAUAUUUCUGUCAGUCGUUAACCUAUUUUGACUGAAUUCUUUUAUAAUUUUAAAUUUAAAUAUUAAAUUUUUGACAAUAAUAUUUUAUAGAACACUAUACUUCACUGAUUGGUAUCUACUUUUCACUAGUAUGAUAAUGACUGGUAAUAAUAAUAUAGUUAAAGUAUAAUAUAUUAUAUGUAUCUUCAAUUUUCAUGAAAAUUAUGUAAAAAUUAAGAAUACCAAAUGGGGAAAAAAGCCAAAAAAAAACAAUUGUGGAAAAAAGUAAAAUAAAGUAAUUUCAUUGAAAUCAGAACGAUUCAAUACGCAUUUAUAUACAAGAAUUAUCUUUUUAUCGCACUUCUAUUAAAAGUAACAUUUACUACAAAAUGCGAACCCUACUGAUAAGGUAUGCCACUAUAGUAAGUGAGAAGUUGGGAAGGUAGGAGACAUACUCGUAUUUAAUUUAUAUCUGUAUGCAAUGAUAGUUAUUGCUAAUGAAAUACGAUUUUGAAUGAAGUUCAAGUGAACAUGUUUUGACAUUCUAAACUUUUUCUUUUUUUUGGCCAUUAACUAAAACUUAAAAUAAACACUGUUAAAUUUUUAAUCAUUUUUGCUCAUCCUAAACAAUUUUAUCCUCUUACAUCAUCAAAUAAAAAUUGAAAAUCUCAAAAAUGCCAUUAUAGUGAAAAUCUUAAAGAUUAUUUUUAACUGAAAAUAACAUAAUAACAAAAAAAAAAAAAUAAUAAUGAAACUUUUAUUUCUUUACAUUUAUUUUAUUUUUAAUUUAUUUUUUCUUCAUUGCACAGAAAAAUUGAAUCAAGUUUUAGUUUUUGUGGGGUACAUAACAGUAAUGAGUUGCAUGUAAUAUGUGGGGCAAGAGCAGUGGUAUGGUGUUAUUACUGCAGCGACUCUAAUUAUAAUAGAAAUAGUAGGCAGGAGUUGGGUGAACGGACUAAUGUGGAGAUAAAAGUGGUGUAGUUGUGACGGUUGUGGUGGGUUGGAAAUGUAACGGGAAAAUCAGUUUCAUAAAAAAAUUGUUUUAUCAGUAACAAAAACAUAACAUAUAUUGUAUCAAUAACAAUGUCUAUAAAUAAAUCUCCACAAUUUUUUAAUUAUUUUACCACGCUGAUAAUAAAUUAAAAUAUGUAUAAUAUUAUAAUAUAUAAUUUAUUAAAAUAAAUAUUCUGUGAACAUAAUAAAAUCAUAUAUUUUUUCAAUUUUUUUUUUUGUUUUCUUAAAAUAAUUAUCAGUUGACAGUUAUAUUAAAAUUGUGAUUCCCUAUUGCAUAAUGUGGGUAGUCUAUUGGAAAUAAUUUAUUUACAUUCCUUUUGUAGAAAUUAAAAUGGCUAUUUCUAUGAAACUAUUCAUUGAAUAUGUAUUCAAGUUAGAUUAUAAUACUAUAAUAAUCAACUAUAUUAAAAAUUUCGAAAAGUAAACAAAUAAAAAAUUAUUUUUUCUUUUGAUUAAGGGAUAAGAAUACAAAUAAAAUAAUUCUUUAAAUAUAUGUCUUCUUGAAAGAAAAUCUAUUAAACAGAAAAACAUUUUUUGUCUAAAAAAUUGAAUAUUAAUCUUCGAGCAGGCGUGCAUUUCGAAGUUACACGAGCAAGUACAUGGCGGUUUUUACACCGCACUCGUUUAGCGCCACUUUUGAAGCAUUUGAAUUGAAUGAUAAUGCACAUAAACCUUAUAGUAUUUUAAUAGUUUAUGUUAAUUUUACAUUUAUUUAGAAUAAAAAAAAAUUAUUGUGUUUGAAUGAUGUUGAAGUGUCACACCUAUUGCCUAUAAAUGCAAAAAGUAUUAAACAAAUAAAAUCAAAACUAGUAUUUGUUUUCUAUGACAUCCUUAUCAUUUAAUUUUGAGUUCAUUAAACUAUAAAUUAUACUGUAGUACUAUAUGGAUAUGGUAUAGCAUUAUACCAAUAUAAAUAUACUUAAAAAAAUUAUAAAAUAACAAGCUUAUUAGACUUUUGUAUAAAAUAAGUAACAAAAUCCUAUAAUAAGGGUUUUUGAGAAAUAACCGCUGACUUAAUUUUUUAAAAAAUAUAACAAUAUCACUCUUGUGAAUACAUUUUGAUGUCAGGUGGAAGUUGAAAUAACACAAACAAUAAUAAGCACGCCACAGUUAGGUAUCUAAAUAAUAUCUGUCGUCUAAAUAAAUAAUUAGAAAAUGUCUAAUGAUUUAGUUUAGCUGCAUGAAGCUAUUAACAAAUGGGCACAAAUUUUUUAAAAGUGUGGUGUAAAUACAGCCAUGUGCCUGCUCAAAGGUUAAUAGAUAUACAAAUAUCUGGACAGCCUUGGUAACCAAAACUUUAUCUAUUUAUGGAAUUCAUAAUUUUUAAUUAAUUGCUAUUUUGUAAUCAAAAAUAGAUACUUAGUGGCUUCCUUCCAAAAUAAGGAGGAAAAAUAAAUGUUAAUUUAAUAUUUUAGAGUUGCUUGUUUCUUAAAUGUUUAAAAAUAGGCCAAUAGGUACUUGUUGAAAAAUUAAGUAUACCCACUUAAAUGGAUCACCCUAAAUACAUAUUUCUAAAUAAUUUUAAUUACUUUUAGGUUGAACAGCUCUCAAAAAAUUAUAAAAAUAGCUUUAGUUGGUAAAUACACACAACUUACUGAUGCAUAUGCAUCAGUAUCCAGAUCAUUAAUCCACGCUGCAGCUCAUAUAAACCAUGGGGUGUCAAUUACCGUAAUAACUUAUUUUAUUAAAUUUAAACUAUAAUAUUAAUAUAUUAAUAUAUAUAUAUUAUUAGUCUUAUUGCAUUUACAAAUUUUUGUAGUAUGUUGAAGCUGCAAAUCUAGAAAUUGAAACCAAGGUGCUAAAUCCGGUUGGUUACCAUGAAGCAUGGCAAAAACUAUGUAGUAGUGAGUAAGUUAUUUGUUUAUUCAUGUUUUACAAAUAAAUAAAUAAAAUUUGAUUUGUAUUAUUAGUGGAAUAAUUGUACCCGGAGGUUUUGGUACUAGAGGUGUCGAAGGUAAAAUAGAAGCAUGUAGAUGGUGUCGUGAAAAUCGAAAGCCAUUUUUAGGAAUUUGCCUCGGUUUGCAAGUUGCAGUUAUUGAAUUUGCUAGGUAAUUUUUCAAUAACAUAUUAAAUUAAUAUAUUUAUUUAAAAUAAAAAAAUAUUUAAUUUGUUUACAGAAAUGUAUUAAAGUUAGAAAAUGUAAAUACUACUGAAAUAAAUCCGGAUUCUACAAAUCCAUUAAUUAUUGAAAUGCCUGAGCAUUGUACAGAAAACAAAGGUGGAACAAUGAGGCUUGGUAAACGAGAAACAAUCUUUAAAAAUGAAUCAUCAAUUACAUGUAAGGUUAUAGUAAAAUUUUUUCAUGUAUGGAUGUUUAUAUUUUUGACUAUGCAAUUAAAGAUAAACUGUAUGGUGGAAAAAAAUCUAUUGAAGAGAGACAUCGCCAUCGCUAUGAAGUAAAUACUAAAUAUUUAGAAAGUCUAGAAAAUGCUGGUUUGAAAUUUGUUGGAACGGAUACAGAAAAAAUUAGAAUGGAAAUAUGCGAACUUGAUGAUCACCCAUAUUAUGUUGCUACACAGUUUCAUCCAGAAUAUUUAACAAGGCCUCUGAAACCAUCACCGCCAUUUUUAGGUUUAAUGUUAGCAGCUAGUAAUAAAUUAAAAUCAUAUUUGGAUAAUGAAUGUCGUUUUACACCAGAUGAAAGUUGUUCAGAAGAUGAAUUUAAUGGUAAUAAUUAAUAAGAUAAAAUUAAUUUUCCUACUUAAUUUUAAUAUAGUUUCUUUCUAGAUGUAUCAUUCAAACAGCAGAAUUUGUCUCCAUAA